UGUUUUGUGCCUCGGCCCUGCUCCUCCUCCUCCUCCUCCUCCCUGCUCGCUCCCCUCCCCCAGCGGCCGCGAGUGAGCGCGAGCGCCACAGAGCCCCGAGCCGCCGCCGCCGCGGAGCGCGCCCCAGACGCCGAACAGGUGGCCGGAGACUGCGGGCGCCGAGGCGAGGACGGAGGGCGGAGGGCGGCCCGCGGGCAGCGAGAGGCCGGGCCGCGCGGGCCUCCGGGCGCCGAGCAUGCGAACCGAGCGGCCCCCCGGCUCCGCCGCUGCCGCCGCCGCGCGCCCCUAGCCGCCGCCGGCUGCGCCCGGGCGCCUGUUGUGCCGUCCCCGGGCCCGCGGCGCCCAGGGUCCAGCCGCCCCGGCCCGGGGCCGCUCCAGCCGAGGGGCCAGCGAGGGAGCAGCCAGCGGGACAGCGGCGGCUGCAGCAGCAUGAAAGUGACGGUGUGUUUCGGGAGGACCCGGGUGGUCGUGCCGUGCGGAGACGGCAACAUGAAAGUUUUCAGCCUCAUCCAGCAAGCGGUGACCCGCUACAGGAAGGCCAUCGCCAAGGAUCCAAACUACUGGAUUCAGGUGCAUCGUUUGGAACAUGGAGAUGGAGGAAUACUGGAUCCUGAUGACAUUCUCUGCGAUGUAGCAGAUGAUAAAGACAGACUGGUAGCGGUGUUUGAUGAGCAAGAGCCACACCACGGAGGUGAUGGCACCAGUGCCAGCUCCACAGGCACCCAGAGUCCAGAGAUAUUUGGCAGUGAGCUUGGCACCAACAAUGUUUCAGCCUUUCAACCUUAUCAAGCAACCAGUGAAAUUGAGGUCACACCUUCUGUCCUUCGUGCAAAUAUGCCUCUUCAUGUCCGACGAAGCAGUGACCCAGCUUUAAUUGGCAUCUCAGCUUCUGUCAGUGAUAAUAAUUUUUCCUCUGAAGAGCCUUCACGGAAAAAUCCCACACGCUGGUCCACAACAGCUGGUUUCCUCAAGCAAAACUCUGCUGGCAGCCCCAAAGCCUGUGAGCGGAAGAAAGAUGAAAACUACAGAAGCCUCCCACGGGAUACCAGUAACUGGUCUAACCAAUUUCAGAGGGACAAUGCUCGCUCGUCCCUGAGUGCCAGUCAUCCAAUGGUGGACAAGUGGCUGGAGAAGCAAGAACAGGAUGAGGAUGGCGCAGAAGAAGACAACAGCCGUGUUGAACCAGUUGGACAUGCUGACACUGGGUUGGAGAAUAUACCCAACUUUUCUCUGGAUGAUAUGGUAAAGCUCGUACAAGUCCCCAACGAUGGAGGGCCUCUGGGAAUCCAUGUAGUGCCUUUCAGUGCUCGAGGCGGCAGAACCCUGGGGUUAUUAGUAAAACGAUUGGAGAAAGGUGGUAAAGCUGAACAAGAAAACCUUUUUCAUGAAAAUGAUUGCAUUGUCAGGAUUAACGAUGGCGACCUUCGAAACAGAAGAUUUGAACAAGCACAACACAUGUUUCGCCAAGCCAUGCGAACACCCAUCAUUUGGUUCCAUGUGGUUCCGGCAGCGAAUAAAGAGCAGUAUGAACAACUAUCGCAGAGCGAGAAGAACAGUUACUACCCCAGCCGCUUCAGCCCUGACAGCCAGCACCUGGACAGCAGGAGCGUGACCAGCGCCGCACACCCGGCACUGCAGCGGGCGCCGCGGCGGAGCAGCCCGCCGGAUCAGACGGACUCCCACCCACGACUACCUCACGGCGCCAGCCCCCCCGGGAAGCCGCCGUCCGCCCUGGCCCCAGCCCUGCAGAAUGUAUUUAACACGAACGUGAGCAGUGGUUAUAACACCAAAAAGAUAGGCAAGCGGAUUAAUAUCCAGCUGAAGAAAGGUACAGAAGGUUUGGGAUUUAGCAUCACUUCCCGAGAUGUAACAAUAGGUGGUUCAGCUCCAAUUUAUGUGAAAAACAUCCUCCCAAGAGGGGCUGCCAUUCAAGAUGGCAGGCUUAAGGCAGGGGAUAGACUUAUAGAGGUAAAUGGAGUAGAUUUAGCAGGCAAAUCCCAAGAGGAAGUUGUCUCCCUGCUGAGAAGCACCAAGAUGGAAGGGACUGUGAGUCUGCUGGUUGUCCGCCAGGAGGACGCCUUCCACCCGAGGGAACUGAAUGCAGAGCCAAGCCAGAUGCAGAUUCCAAAAGAAACGAAAGCAGAAGAUGAGGAUAUUGUUCUCACACCUGAUGGCACCAGGGAAUUUCUGACGUUUGAAGUUCCACUUAAUGAUUCAGGAUCAGCUGGUCUUGGUGUCAGUGUUAAAGGCAACCGGUCGAAAGAGAACCAUGCGGAUUUGGGAAUCUUUGUCAAGUCCAUCAUUAACGGAGGAGCAGCCUCUAAAGAUGGAAGGCUUCGGGUGAAUGAUCAACUGAUCGCAGUAAAUGGAGAGUCCCUGUUGGGCAAGACAAACCAAGAUGCCAUGGAAACACUAAGAAGGUCCAUGUCUACCGAAGGAAACAAGCGAGGAAUGAUCCAGCUUAUUGUAGCAAGGCGAAUAAGCAAAUGCAAUGAGCUAAAGUUACCUGGGAGCCCCCUUGGACCUGAGCUGCCCAUCGACACAGUAUUGGAUGACAGGGAACGAAGAAUUUCCCAUUCCCUCUACAGUGGGAUUGAGGGGCUUGAUGACUCACCCACAAGAACUGCUGCACUCAGCAGGAUAAUGGGUGAGUCAGGUAAAUAUCAGCUGUCCCCCACAGUGAAUAUGCCCCAAGAUGACACUGUCAUGAUAGAAGAUGACAGGUUGCCAGUGCUUCCUCCGCAUCUUUCCGACCAGUCAUCCUCCAGCUCCCAUGAUGAUGUGGGAUUCGGGGCCACAGAUGCUGGCAGCUGGGCUAAGGUUACAAUCAGUGAUUCAGCCGAUUGCUCUUUGAGUCCAGAUGUUGAUCCAGGUCUUGCUUUUCAACGAGAAGGAUUUGGACGCCAGAGUAUGUCAGAAAAACGCACAAAGCAAUUUUCAGAUGCCAGUCAAUUGGAUUUCGUUAAAACGCGAAAAUCAAAAAGCAUGGAUUUAGGUAUAGCUGACGAGACUAAACUCAAUACAGUGGAUGACCAGAAAGAAGGUUCCCCCAGCAGAGAUGUGGGGCCUUCCCUGGGCCUGAAGAAGUCCAGCUCAUUAGAGAGUCUGCAAACAGCAGUGGCUGAGGUGACCCUAAAUGGGGAUAUUCCUUUCCAUCGUCCCCGACCGCGGAUAAUCAGAGGAAGGGGCUGCAAUGAGAGCUUCAGAGCUGCAAUCGACAAGUCUUAUGAUAAGCCUGCAGUAGACGAUGAUGAUGAAGGCAUGGAGACCUUGGAAGAAGACACAGAAGAAAGUUCAAGGUCAGGGAGAGAGUCUGUAUCCACAGCCAGUGACCAGCCUUCCCACUCUCUCGAGAGACAAAUGAAUGGAAACCAAGAAAAAGGCGAUAAGACUGAUAGGAGAAAGGAUAAAACUGGAAAAGAGAAGAAGAAAGAGAGAGAGAAAGAAAAGGAUAAACUGAAAGCCAAGAAGGGGAUGCUGAAGGGCUUGGGAGACAUGUUCAGGUUUGGCAAACAUCGAAAAGAUGACAAGAUUGAGAAAACGGGUAAAAUAAAAAUACAGGAAACCCUUACAUCAGAAGAGGAGAGAAUACGAAUGAGGCAUGAGCAGGAGAGGAUUCAAGCCAAAACUCGAGAAUUUCGAGAGCGACAAGCUCGAGAGCGUGACUAUGCUGAAAUUCAAGAUUUUCAUCGGACAUUUGGCUGUGAAGAUGAGUUGAUGUUUGGGGGAAUUUCUUCAUAUGAAGGCUCCAUGGCACUCAACACCAGACCCCAGAGCCCACGAGAAGGACAGAUGUUGGAUGCUUUGUAUGCCCAAGUGAAGAAGCCGCGGAGUUCCAAACCUUCACCUGCAGACAGCAACAGAUCCACUCCUAGCAACCAUGAUCGGAUACAGCGUCUGCGGCAAGAAUUUCAGCAAGCAAAGCAGGAUGAAGAUGUGGAAGAUCGGCGACGCACCUAUAGCUUUGAACAACCCUGGCCCAACUCCAAGCCCUACACGCAGAGCGGCAGGCACUCCGUCUCCGUGGAGGUGCAGAUGCAGAGGCAGCGCCAAGAGGAGCGGGACAGCUUCCAGCAAGCCCAGCGCCAGUACAGCUCUUUGCCUCGGCAAAGCAGGAAAAACGCCAGUUCUGUCUCCCAGGAUUCUUGGGAGCAGAACUACUCCCCCGGGGAAGGCUUCCAGAGUGCCAAGGAGAAUCCCAGGUACUCCAGCUACCAGGGUUCCAGGAACGGCUACAUGGGCGGGCACGGCUUCAACGCCAGGGUCAUGCUGGAGACCCAGGAGCUCCUUCGCCAGGAGCAGAGGCGGAAGGAGCAGCAGAUGAAGAAAAAGCCGCCUCCCGAAGGGCCCGGCAACUAUGACUCGUACAAGAAAGUCCAGGACCCCAAUUACACCCCUCCCAAGGGGCCCUUCCGGCAAGACGUGCCCCCCUCCCCUUCUCAGGUCUCUCGGCUGAGCAGACUGCAGACUCCUGAGAAAGGGAGGCCCUUCUACUCCUGAGCAGAAGGACAGGUACCCCGUGUCACGCAAUAAAGGACAUUUUCCUACAAAGACUUGUAUUUUGGGAGUUUUUUAAGAACCUUGAUGGUACUAUGGAAAAAUUCUGUUGUUCGUAUCAGUGCCUUUAAGCAGGAUGAGCAGAAUGUGGAAGGCCUUAACGUCUUUGCCACUAUGUGUCAAGUGUCUGUUUCAUGGAAGGAUUUCCCACCAUCUGACAAUCAUCUGUUCCAGGUGUUCACAAGCCCUGUGUCUUUCUGGAGUACCAGGAAUCUUGUCCCAACCCACAGGACGGCAUGGCUUUGUUACUCCAGCCCCAACGCAACUGGUGGUGACAGAUGAACUUGAAGUUGAGGGUAGGAUGGGUCCCUCUUUCUCCCUUAACAUUUGCUUGGAUGUGAGGUGACAUCUCAGUCCCUGGUGGAUGGAAGUGGGUGAUGCAAACCAGAAAUUGGAUCUGGAAGGUACUUCAUAGCACACUCAUUUAUUGCAGUUCUUUGCAAUUAGUACGAUUUUCCAUUUUCUUCCUCAGCUUCCCAUAAGGGGAAAGUUCCUUUAUCCUAUCAAAGGAGCUAAGCCAUAGUCUAACACUUUUUUUGGUUAUCAUGGGAGUCCUUUUUUAACUACCUUCUAGCUCAAGGUUAUCAAUAAAAUUAGCAGUGAUGAUGAUGGUCUGUGUUUAUAAAUACACUUGUUCUCUCAUGUUCCCAGCCCCUUGGUGGAGUCACCACAGCUCUGCAUAGGGGGAAGGAGCAGGCCUGACGAGUGAAUCAGCUUCUGGGAGGAUGGGCGCUGAGGAAAGAAGUCUCCCAGCAUGAGCUUAUGGUCCAGCACAUCCCAAUAAUUAUUUUAAUUAGUUUUCGUUUUGACAGGUUGGCAGGAGGGUGUAGAGUGGGACAAAGAUAAAUCAGUCAUUUCUGGGUUCUAAAAACUGAUCUGCUGUCAGUGGUUUUUAAAGUCCAUUGAAAUCGUUGCAUGCCUGGCACAUCCACCCACUGCAUCUCUGCCGGGCAGCGCCACGUUGCUAAAAAAGUCCACCUUGAAACAUAAAAGACAACAAAGGGAAAAACCUUUAUGCAUCAUACAGAGAACAUUUUGGGGUCCCAAAACAGUGGUAACAAAAGAUUGCUCUCAUGUCGAUAUUUUCACUGUACGAUGGGUCGUGAGAUCCUCUUUUGCUUUCGUAUUUGUUUGUCGGUCUGAACUUCAUGUAUUGUAAACCAUGGCUGGAUUGCUGAAGUGCCUGCAAAUCCUGAUGUGAAAAAGCUUGAGAUUAAAGCUCAGCAUACCAUGUGUUAACAAAAAAAAGAAAACGGGAAAAAAAAAAAGAGACCUAUUGAUAUGCCUAUUUUUUUUACUGGCACAUUGUAUUUUUGUGUUGACUUGUUUCUAGAAAAUAUGUGAAGUGUCCACCCACAUACCUAUGUCUUUUAUGCAUUUCUGUGUACGGUUCUAUUUGUUAAUAAUGCACAGCCAUGUUUAAAUGCCGUUACCAGUGUAAACGCGAUCACCGUCGGUGACAGUGGCUCUUUCUCACGGCCUUCCCUGAGCUGUGAGAAACAGCUUUCCCUGUAUAUAUGAGACUUAUAAUAAAAGACAUAUUUCUUCCUGUU
Messenger RNA from Choloepus didactylus (southern two-toed sloth), 6110 nucleotides. It is a transcript of the gene PARD3, whose product is annotated as par-3 family cell polarity regulator. Gene Ontology annotation, molecular function: protein binding; phosphatidylinositol binding. Gene Ontology annotation, biological process: establishment or maintenance of epithelial cell apical/basal polarity; microtubule cytoskeleton organization; intracellular protein localization. NCBI's taxonomy places the organism in Eukaryota, Metazoa, Chordata, Mammalia, Pilosa, Megalonychidae. Gene Ontology annotation, cellular component: apical plasma membrane; cell cortex; apical junction complex. The transcript has 25 exons. The coding region runs from base 430 to 4500 and encodes 1356 amino acids. The record is from RefSeq and is a predicted model, not a curated record.